AUGACUCCUGGUGAAUUCAAUACUAACUUAUUACAGAAUUACAACGUUACUAAUGAAGGAAUAGUACACAUAUACUUUUCAAGAUACGGUACAGUCAUAUUGAAACAAGACAUGUCUUUUUACUGGUAUGAUCUCGUAAGUGAUCUCGGCGGUAUAUGCGGCGUCUUCAUUGGCUUUAGUUUCAUCACUAUAGUGGAACUUCUGUACUUCUUUGUGCUCAUGUUUAGCGAUUUGUUCUGUAAAAAAUCGGCCUUACAGGAAAAUGAUGAUCGCAAGACUGAAAUCCCAUCAGAUCAAACUCAAACCACAGGGGCAAUAUAUUGGAACGAACUGCAACCGCGAUCCUGGCAAUUGACGAAAUACGGCAAAUUCUCUACUAACCGAGUCAGAUAUUGA
Molecule: messenger RNA, 396 nt
Organism: Mycetomoellerius zeteki
Lineage: Eukaryota; Metazoa; Arthropoda; Insecta; Hymenoptera; Formicidae
Product: sodium channel protein Nach
Exons: 3
Coding region: 1-396 (131 amino acids)
Biological process (GO): sodium ion transport
Cellular component (GO): membrane
Molecular function (GO): sodium channel activity
Source: RefSeq, a predicted model, not a curated record